Molecule: messenger RNA, 333 nt
Organism: Symbiodinium pilosum
Lineage: Eukaryota; Dinophyceae; Suessiales; Symbiodiniaceae
Source: the annotation of a GenBank genome assembly
GCCCAGAUCGAGUGCUCGGCGGAGUCGGUGAACUUGGAGAGGUUCGCCGAUCUGCGGUAUAAACCCAUCAUGGAAUUUAUGCAAAGCCUCGGUGCCACAGACACAGGCACAAAGCCGCUGCCAGAAAACAUUAUACCGUCGUGGCAGCAGGCUUUCGUUCGCGCACAUGACUGCUUGGCGGUACCUGCUGGGUUCGUCUACGUCGAAAAAGCAAUGAGUGCCACAAACACCAUCAUCAAGCUCCCCUCCUCCUGGAUGACGGUGCAGGGCUUGAAGGCGAUGCGUGUCAUCCAGCAGAUGUUUCCGACGUCCCUGGGCUCAUUAGCAAGCUGA